Molecule: messenger RNA, 4869 nt
Organism: Brugia malayi
Lineage: Eukaryota; Metazoa; Nematoda; Chromadorea; Rhabditida; Onchocercidae
Gene: Bma-dep-1
Exons: 27
Coding region: 1-4869 (1622 amino acids)
Biological process (GO): protein dephosphorylation
Molecular function (GO): protein tyrosine phosphatase activity; protein binding
Source: RefSeq, a predicted model, not a curated record
AUGAAGUCCAAUUUAGACUUAAGAGAAAUAUUUUCUGAUGCCACUGGUACAAUAAUCGUUCAUUUUACUGUCAUAAUUGCCCGAGCUGUCAUUUAUUCUGAAGUUAUUAAGUUGAAAAAUGUACUAAAAAAAUUUCUGAAGUACUAUUUUAUAUUGCAUUUAAUUGGUACAACAAAUUCACAGUUCAGUUUCAACUGGGUUUCUUUCCAAAAUGGUUUCGAGAACAUUUCUUCAGAAGCCCCAUAUCAGAAAAUCUUGAACGAAGAACUUUAUAUUAAAACGCUGCGAGGUGAUCCAAAAAUUACUACUUUCGUUAUCGACGAUAGCGUGCUCGCGGAUAAUCCAAACAAAUCUCAGGUAUUUCAUAAUUCAAAGUCCAUCCGAUCGAGGCAGCUUUUUCAACGUUCCUUAUCAACUUUACCAGAUUUUUCAAUUGAAAAAAACCCAAGAGAUCGUUCAACACUACUCACUGUUAUUUUGCCUCGUUCUCCAACCAAUUUCGGCCAAUUCAUCGCUAAAGUUGUUGACAUUUCACCAGUCGUAAAUCUAUCAGAACGCGAUAUCAAUCGGACAUUUUUAGCUUCGCCAUCAGAUUUUAAGACUAUCAGCAUUCAUGGCCUUCAUCCUGGCCAUCAGUACAGUGUUACAGUGCUUGGUAGACGAAAAGGUGAAUCGCAGCUAAUUAAAGAAGAAACAGUGAUAACAGAUCCGGUAGCACCAGAUUUCUCGUCAUCUAAUGCAUCCGUCCUUUCUUUCCACACUAAUAUUACUCUACGAGCGUUGAAACCUGAAAAAGCUCUACAGGAUAUCUACCAAAUAUCAUAUGUACAACUUGAUCCGUUACGAAAUUUUCCGAAACUUGAAGUUAAUGACAUUCCGGAACAAAGAUAUAUAGAAAUUUAUCUUGGAAAUUUGAUGCCUGGACAAGAUUAUAAUGUUUCUAUUACACCACAAAUAAAGGAUAUCGAAGGUCGACCUUGGAAUGGCAUCCUAACAACAAAACCUUAUUCACCAGAAAAUUUAACGGUAAUAGAGCUCAAUACUUCAUGUUUACGUCUUUCAUGGUUCUUAACAUCAAGGACAGGUGCUGAUUCAAUUUUGAUCAGUUAUCGGCUUGACAAUACCAACAAUCCGUUGACUGAAGUCACAGUACGAAGUAACCAAAGAUCUGUCGACAUAUGCAAUGGUUUACAACUUGGACGAACGUACAUAUUCAUUGCAAAAACGAAGAAAAACAGUGAAACAUCAGAUGAUAUCAAGCUGCUUUAUACGGUGAAACCAAAGGCACCUGAAAAUUUGAAAAUUUUAACAGAUUAUGAGAAGCGGAAAUUCAGACUGGUUAUGGAUAUAGCGUCAGAAUCUGAAAGUUAUGUAGAAAAAUGUUUCGUCAGUUUGGUAAACGAAAAAUUAAAUGUCAUUGAAAAAUUAUCAAGCGUUGACAGUACAAACAGCACCUCAGCUGCCAGAGAAUGUUCAAUCUAUGUAGAUCUACAUCCCGGUCAACGUUAUGAAGUUUCUGCAAAAACAAUUAGCGAGAACGCAUCGAGUAAUAUUAUCUCUAAAAGUUUUGCCUUACAACCAGCUUUUGAUAUGGAAACCUUUGGAUUACAGCUGUCAGAAUCCGAUGGAACUUUGAUGCUAAAAUGGCCCGUAGCCGAGAUGGCUCAAGCACGACUGGAUGACGUUUGGGAAAAUAUUGUUGGUCCAGAUAGCACGUUACAUCUACGCGUCGAUCCGCUGAGCAAGUCGAUGUGGCAUGAACAGUCAAAACGCUUUGAACGAAGACAAUAUGAACGUGAUCCUUUGACUAUUCCAAAGCUUAGACGUGGUGCUUGUUAUAGGGUGCAAAUUUAUACAGUAACAAAAAGCGGCAUUGCUAGUGCACAGAAAUUUGAAGAAUUUCUUCGGAUCAGUGCACCAAAAGUCAAUAUAACGACAAAAGAAAUAGCGAAAAGCACAGCUUCUUUUCGAGUAAUUCUCGAAUCACCUGUUAUUUUCGAUCCUCCGGAGUGCAAUUUACAUAUCGUAGUACUAGAUAUGCGAAAUAUAACCAUUUAUGACCGCACUACACCUCUGACACCAGAAAUAUCACCCGUUGUUUUAGAAGGGCUACGGCCUUAUCACCGUUAUAUUAUUAGAUCCCAGGUCAUCUGUGGUAAAGUAAAUGAUAUGAAUUGUUUGCCAAAACUUCGGGCAAUGGAACCAAUCUUUUUCGAAACACGGCAAGAUCGACCAGGACCAGUACGAAGUCUGAUGGUGCGCAUAUUGAAUCCGUACAGUGUACAAUUAUUUUGGCUACCGCCAUCUUUGCCAAAUGGCAUUAUUACACAUUAUAUUAUUGGCAUACAUUCUGUGGAGGAUGAUCGAGAAGGUGACUGGUCAGUGAGUGUUGGUGCUGCAGUGAAUUCUCCACCGCUGUCUUUUUAUGACAGCAAUACUAAAACUAACAAUAAACAACAACCGAUCGAAGCAGUUGUGGAUAAUUUAGUUGGUGGCUUAAGAUAUCGGAUGGAUGUUCGAGCUGUUACGGAAGCUGGUGAAGGUGAUUAUAGUGCUGCAUCUGAUACUGUACACGUCGAAAUGCCCAUUUUACCUCCGCCACGUCCUUCAUCACGCAUUGAAAUAGUGUACAACACAAUUCAUAGCACAGAUAUGGGAAUACGUUAUAGCACAUCGAUGUUCAAUACAAAACAUGGAUAUCUAAAGAAAUCUGCUCUAAUUGUUGCUGAAGUUAACAAUAACAAUGAAAAUACAAUCAACUCUAUCACAGACAGUCAAAACAAAACAUUUACAUGGGGUCAAGCACAACAGUUCGAUUUAUGGCCAGCAUACAUUGCGGUUGAAACAGCGAUCGAACCACUCCGAAAAUUUAUUCCACCACAUUUUGUUUCUGAAAUAAUAGGUGCGGACGGCACAUGUAAUGAUAUCGAAGUUGAUACCAUUUGUAAUGGACCACUGAAGCCAGCAACGUCGUAUCGUUUUAAAUUACGGCUGUACACAUCACCAGAUAUGUGGACUGAUUCAGAAUAUUCCGAAAUCGCUACUACAAAAGCCUCGCCGACAUUGUUUACAUUGGGUAGUGUGACGACAGUGCUGUUACUUCUUCUGGUUGUUGGUAUUGCUUCUUUAACUACAUUUUUCGCUUGGAAAAAACGCAGGAAGUCUUGCCCUCGAAUAUACGGCAGUCAGCAGCAUCCGUAUACUUAUUCACAACAGUUUAUCGGAGAAAGAGAAGAUAGGGAAGUAACGCGAAUCGGAAUUGGCGUUUUAAGACCAAAUUUUACUUACUCGACAUCUUCCAAUCAGCAUAAACAAGAGCAGAAUACUACUGGUGACGGCGAAGUUUUCUCGCACUGGGUAGUUCUCAAGAUGAUAAUGGCCGAACGAGCAGCUCAAUGUUUAGCAAAACUCGGUUUGAACACUGCCACAACCACAGCUACUUCUACAAAUAUUCUGCAUCCGCAGACAAGUCAACCUCAAAAUAUCAUUACUACAACGGAUUCAACCGCGAUGGUUUCUGCAAAACCGAAUGAUUUGGUAACCACAUCCGGACAUCAUCGAAGAUCUCGUAGUUUACGCGAACGCACGGGUGUUGAUCAGCGUCUGGAGCGGUUGCCUAGUGGACCGGUAACAUUACAGAAAUUUACACCACAUACAGUCAUUUCAGGAAGCAAUAUUGAUAAAAGUAGACCGGUACUUGUCAAUAAUUUCGCUGAACAUGUGCGACUGAUGUCAGCUGAUUCUGAUUUUCGAUUUUCUGAAGAAUACGAAGAUCUCAAAGUGGUGGGACAUGGACAAACAUGUAUAGCAGCGGACUUAACAGUGAACCGAGCAAAAAAUCGUUUCACCAACAUAUUACCAUACGACCAUUCUCGUGUAAAGCUCAUACCAAUUGAUGAUGACGAUGGCUCAGAUUACGUUAAUGCUUCUUACAUUUCUGGUUUCAAUUCACGUCGUGAAUUUAUCGCAGCACAAGGACCUCUUCCUUCGACGCGUGAUCAUUUUUGGCGAGUUGUUUGGGAACAACAUUGUCCGGCAAUAAUUGCUCUAACAAAAUGUGUCGAGAAAGGACGUGAUAAAUGUCAUCAAUACUGGCCUGAUAAUGACCAGCUCAGCGUUCUUUAUGCUGACAUUGAGGUGACAUUAAUGAACGAAACGGUAUAUAAGGAGUUCACAGUACGUGAACUUAGAUUAACAAAUAUCAGUGAACCAGUCGCACCUUCUCGAACGGUAAAACAUUUGCAUUAUAUGGCAUGGCCUGAUUUUGGUGUUCCUGAAUAUGCUGCUGGUUUAGUGCGUUUUGUUCGUCUUUUCCGAACUCGACUGCCACCCUCACCUAGCAACAAACCAACCGUUGUUCACUGCAGUGCUGGCGUCGGUCGAAGUGGUACAUUUAUAGCUCUUGAUCGCUUGAUGCAGUGUGCUGCGAAAAAUUUACCGCUCGAUGUUUUUGGCAUCGUUUAUGAGAUGAGGCUUGAUCGUUGUCAUAUGGUGCAAAAUGAGCAGCAAUACAUAUUCAUCCAUCAUUGCUUGCUCUAUGUUUUGGAAACGCAAUAUGACAUGACUACAAAUUUGAUAGGUAAUAGUCUGUCGCAAGUUGGAAGUAACCAAGGAACUACAACUUUUCUCAGUGAUAACGUUGUUAUCGACUUUCCAAACAGUAUCACCAGUAACGACGUUGGGAACAACCUAAGUGCAGGGAUCACAGAAAAUGACAUUCAAAUAAUAAGCAGUAAUGGGAGCACCACAUUUAUUGGAACUGGACUUCAACAUCAACCAGAUACCACAUGGAUUACCCCUCCUCGUGUCGAAGUACAUCUGAAUCCAGCAUUCGAUGAUGAUGAAGGUAUUGCUGAAUCUGGCUUGUAA